Molecule: messenger RNA, 1715 nt
Organism: Parasteatoda tepidariorum (common house spider)
Lineage: Eukaryota; Metazoa; Arthropoda; Arachnida; Araneae; Theridiidae
Product: cysteine protease ATG4B
Biological process (GO): piecemeal microautophagy of the nucleus; autophagosome assembly; protein delipidation
Cellular component (GO): cytoplasm
Molecular function (GO): protein-phosphatidylethanolamide deconjugating activity; cysteine-type endopeptidase activity
Source: RefSeq, a predicted model, not a curated record
UAUGUCUAUUUUGAAAUACAAAAAAUAUGGGUCAUUCCUGUUUAUUAUAUUUCUUUAAAAAUUAAAAACAACAUGGAUUUAUAUGAGGAAAGCUGAAAUAAUUUAUAUACUACACAUGGAUUUAUACAACUUUUUUUCUAGUGCAAAUGGUCAAACAUCUAUUCAUAGUAAGAAAGAUAGUGCAGAUUUCCCAUUCUCAUUAGAUGAUGUAUGGAUUCUUGGCAAGAAAUAUAAUUCAUUGCACGAUUUGGAAGAUUUAAGAAGUACAAUAAGAAGCAAAUUAUGGUUUUCUUAUCGAAGUGGAUUUCCUGCUAUAGGUGGAACUGGACCAAAAACCGAUAAGUACUGGGGUUGCAUGCUACGUUGUGGCCAAAUGGUUAUGGCUGAGGCAUUGAUUUGUCGUCAUCUUGGAAGAGGAUGGCAGUGGACACCAGGGGUGAUUGAUCCAGUGUAUAAAGAGAUUUUAAAAAUGUUUCAAGAUAAAAAAGAUUGUCCUUAUUCCAUUCACCAAAUUGCCCAAAUGGGAGUUUCUGAAAAAAAGACCAUCGGGGAAUGGUUUGGACCAAACACUAUCGCUCAAGUAUUAAGGAAGUUGUCCAUGUAUGAUGAAUGGAGUAGUAUUGCUGUGCAUGUAGCUUUUGAUAAUUCUGUGAUUCAGUCAGAUAUAAGAACACUUUGUAGAUAUCACCCAGAACCAUUAGCAUCAAGUCCAUUCACAAUGCCUCGCCAAACCGUUUGGUAUACUGAUUGUGAGUCUCAUAGAUGUCAGCGAUGGCAAGCAAUGUCAUCUGUUCUUAACAGAGAACCAUCAUCUUCAUGGCGGCCAAUGCUUCUUUUCAUUCCAUUGCGAUUAGGAGUAUCAAAUUUUAAUCCGGUGUACACAAAAAGUAUCAAAAAUUCUUUCAAAAUUAAGCAAAGUCUUGGAAUUCUUGGGGGUAAACCCAGACAUGCCACAUGGUUUAUUGGUUAUACAAGUGAUGAAUUAAUUUGUCUAGAUCCUCAUGUUACACAACCAACUGUAAAUUUUGAUGGCCAUAAAUUUGAUGAUAGUUCCUAUCAUGUGCCAAUUGGUGGCAGCAAACGAAUGUCUAUAAAUGACAUGGACCCAUCCAUUUCCUUGUGUUUUUAUUUCCAUUCUGAAGAUGAUUUUGAUGACUGGUGUGAACAAGUUCAACAACUACUUGUUAUUCCAGGCGAACAGCAUUUAUUUGAAAUAAUUCCUGAGCGUCCUAAACAUUGGCCACCUCUGGAUCUCCGACCAGAUUUAAAUUGCAGUAAUUGCAGCUUAGAUUACUUUUUUGUUGAAGAUGAAGAUGCUAGCAACAUAUCGGAUGAAGAAUUUGAAAGUAUUGGUUCCUUGAUGUGCCUGACAAAUUUAGAAAAUUAAUAUUCAAGCAAAUCUUUUGUAUUAUUAUUCUUAUAAUUAUUUUUGUCUUUUUUUUUUCUCUUGUACUUCAAGCAUCGAAUUUGGAUUCUCAUAGCUUUUUGUGAUAAGAUUUUUGCGCAGUGCAAAGCAUUCGAAAAGGCUUUUCCUCUAUUUUUUUAAUCGAAUAAAAGAAUAUAUAAUUGAUAUGCUUUAAUUUAUUCCUGGCAAUCGUUUGUGCUGUUUCUGUUAUGAUCAGUUAUGGUGUUAUGUUUCAACAUCUAUAUUGUUCUUGUAAAUAUAUAUUCAUGUAACUUUUAUAAUUAAAUUUUAUUUAUAUGACUAAAAUUAA